Molecule: messenger RNA, 2499 nt
Organism: Homalodisca vitripennis (glassy-winged sharpshooter)
Lineage: Eukaryota; Metazoa; Arthropoda; Insecta; Hemiptera; Cicadellidae
Product: putative ammonium transporter 1
Exons: 10
Coding region: 20-1447 (475 amino acids)
Biological process (GO): ammonium transmembrane transport; ammonium homeostasis
Cellular component (GO): membrane
Molecular function (GO): ammonium channel activity
Source: RefSeq, a predicted model, not a curated record
GAUAUCUUGAAAAUCCAAGAUGGCGGAGUCCAGGUUGAACAUCACGGACUACUCCAGCCUCGACACGAGGCUAGAAGAGCUGGCAGAGAACAUCAACGCCAUGUUCCUUCUCUUCAACGCCAUGAUCGUGUCACUGAUGCAGGCGGGGUUCGCCUGUCUGGAGGCAGGUUGUGUCAACUCCAAGAACGUCACCAACAUCAUCAUGAAAAAUGUGCUGGACCUGUUCAUAUGUGGGAUCUUCUACUGGCUGGUUGGCUACUCCCUGGCGUACAGUCCGGGGAACAUGUUCCUCGGGUACACCCUGUGGGCAGGCGUGGGGAUGCCAGAGGGGCGGCUCGCCCAUUGGUUCUUCCAGUUCGUAUUCGCCGCCACGGCCGCCACCAUCUUGUCCGGGGCAGUCGCAGAGAGGUGCAACUUUGCCGCCUACAUCGUCUACAGCUCCGUCAUCUCAGGGUUCGUGUACCCUGUGGUGGCUCACUGGGCCUGGGCUGAGGGAGGACUCCUGGCGGAGAUGGGGUACCGGGACUUCGCCGGCAGUGGGGUGGUGCACGCCCUGGCGGGGGUGUGCUCUCUCGUGGCCGCUGCCUUCAUCGGACCUCGCACUGGACGCUUCCAGAACGGCGUGGCGGUGGAGAAGCCAGGUCACUCCAUUCCGCUGAUGGGCCUGGGAGGACUCCUGUUGAUCUCAGGGUUCCUGGCGUUCAACGGUGGCUCCCUGGGGCACAUCACGGAGCCUGGGGACGGGGAGAUUGUGGCCCGAUCCAUCAUGAACAGCAUCAUGGCCGGAAGUGGAGCAGCGGUCGUGAUUCUGGCCCUCUGCAAGUUGGGACUUGUGGGGCCUUCCACUUGGGCCUUCAGCACCACCCUCAACGCCACUCUGGCCGGCAUAGUAUCAGUUUGUGCUGGAGUGGACGUGUUCUCUCCUCUUGGUGCCAUCAUCUCGGGGGCAUGUGCCUGUCUGGUCUAUCUGCUAUUCAGGUUUCUGGUACUAUAUGUUAAAGUGGAUGACCCUCUGGAUGCUGUAGCGGUCCAUCUCGGUGGAGGACUCUGGGGGUUGAUCUCCUUCCCUCUAUUCGCCCGGGGUGGAAUUGUCUACGGGGUCAAUGGUCAAUCAAUAGCGCAACUGUGGCACAACCUGGUGGGGGCUAUCAUUAUCAUGGUGUGGUCAGCGAUCUGCAGCGUGAUCCUGUUCGGCAUCCUGAGAGUCACUGGUUACCUACGGGUGUCCGAGGAGCAGGAGCUAGAAGGUUUGGACAUCGCCAUGCACAACGAGCCCGCCUACCCCGCGAAGGGAUGGACUCAAGCUCAUUCGCUGCAAACUGUGGAUCAACAGACAUACCAGAAGCAUGGAAGCUACACCCUGAACCAGAGCCACUUGAGUGCCAGACCCACCCUCGCCUUCGACAACAUGGCGCUGGAGCUGGACAACAGACAGAGACAGCGAUAACACACGUACUCUCUAGGUUACGUUGGGCUAGCGCUCUUCGACGCCUUUUUCAGAUUCUGGCUCGAGGAUCGAUCGUAGAAUAAAAUUAUUAAUUACAUUGAAGUUGCAAAGUGGUGCUCAUGUCGCAUGAAAAGUCUUUCAAACGGUACUUUAUUUCUUGUUUGUUUAAACAUGUUCCAUCUAUCUUGAACGCUUUUGGUAAUCGGUUAGAAUCAAUUAAUUACUGCAUUGCUAUGGAUAAUUCUAUCUCUGAUAAAGACUUGCACAAAGUGUUGGGUAUUAUGUGUAUAUACUCACACGUUUACUUAACAGAUUACUUCAGAGUUAAGAGGGUUGUAAUAAAAUGUUUCAUACCAUAAAUUUCAAAUUCGCCCUGUUUAAUGCACAUAAGUGUUUUAUUACGGAUAAUAUGCUUAACGUUAUCCAAGGAAAAGCAUAUAAGCAUACCUAUUAAUAAGUUUUAUUUCAUUCAUUUUCUAUUUUUUGCCAUUACAUCUAGGCAAAAAUGUAAUAUAGUAUUUGCAAGACAUAUUUGUUGCACUUGACAAAGAUAUUUUAUAUUUUUUAAUCUAGACUAAUACAGUAUUUUUCACAAAGUGAUAUAGUAGUAAUUCUAGACGUUUAAGCUGUUGGAGAAAAAUUGUACGUUCAUAUACAAAAAGUCCCGGGACGGUUAAAUAUUUUUGAAAUGAUUUAAGAUAGAGCUACAAAACCUGGUACAGACUUACUGACAAAAAAUUUAAUUUAAUAAAUAUCCAGUGAUCCCCCUACUUCCUCACAAGGGUACGACCCACAAGAAGUCAGAAAAAAAGCUUUUAAUAUAAGCAUAGGUUUGUAUGCACAUCAAAUUAAAGAUCUUUAUUAGUAGAUUACAAAGCCGCAAACCCGACCUCAAACGGACAACCGAACCGGAAAUAGCAGCCAUUCAAAGAUGGCUUGAACGUUCAGUUAAACAAUGUAAAUAACAAACUACAGAUGCUUGAAUCAGUGUAAUUUCAUCUCUAGACUAUGCCAUUGUAAUGGGAUCCAGCAAUUAUCAAUUGAUCUGGUUU